Molecule: messenger RNA, 5368 nt
Organism: Chaetomium fimeti
Lineage: Eukaryota; Fungi; Ascomycota; Sordariomycetes; Sordariales; Chaetomiaceae
Exons: 4
Coding region: 194-5215 (1673 amino acids)
Molecular function (GO): hydrolase activity, acting on ester bonds; protein binding
Source: RefSeq, a predicted model, not a curated record
CAUCAUGCAGCACCAACCAAUGAACGGCCGUCGCCGCCACGGCGAGUCCCCACGUUCUCCUGCAGGUCUGCUGUGCCCAUCCGUUGGAGCGGACGACGGCCCAUUCGGACCCCAAGAAGCGGGGGACUGGGCGAAAUAUUAGGCUGAGAGCAAUUCAACAAGGUCAUCUAGUCGGGAUCGAAUACAUACGAACAUGGUUAUCAAGUUAAAAGCCGAUCAAAAGCAGCCACGGAGGAACCUCUUCUCAUCGUUCUUGGCUCGUUCCGGGGCGGGCGUAAGAUCCGAAACAUCAAGCAAUUCGGCGACUCUCCCUUUGUCGUCCGUUGAAUCCAGAAAAGACGACCUGAAGGGCCCAAUCGGCUUGACCACUAUCCACGAAUUACCGGCGUCUAGAGAAGUCACCGCGGAUAUCAUUUUUAUCCACGGCCUGGGCGGUGGUAGCCGUAAAACAUGGUGCUAUUCCUCCGACCCCGACCACUACUGGCCCCAAUCAUGGUUGCCGGGAGACAAGGACUUCAUUGGUGUUCGAAUUCACGUCUUCGGUUACAAGGGUGACUGGCUGGAACGCCGAGAGAGUAUUUUAGGGAUCCACGAUUUUGGCCAGUCUCUCCUCAGCGCCCUACUCAACCAUCCCAGCAUCCGCCGGGCGGACACACGGAUCAUACUCGUUGGACACAGUAUGGGAGGUUGUGUGGCUAAAAAGGCAUACAUACUGGCGCGCCAGGACCCGGCCGCCGCCGAUAUUGCUCGCCGAGUGCACUCCAUGUUCUUCCUAGCCACGCCACACCGUGGGUCUGAUAUGGCCGCAAUCCUGGAAAGCAUGUUGGCGGUUGGGUGGGGGAAGAAGCCGUUCCUGGGGGACCUGACUCCCAAUUCGACGGUGCUUUCGGCCAUCAACGACACUUUCCGCCAUUUUGCGCCGGAGCUCCGACUGUGGUCGUUCUAUGAAACUGUACCCAUGCGAGGUGUUGGGUUCAUCAGCCGCAUUGUCGUGGACAAACACUCUGGGACUCUAGGGUAUCCAAAGGAAGAAAUCACGGCCAUGGAUGCGGACCAUCGCCAAGUUUGCAAAUUCGAGAGUCCAGCCGAUCCAAAUUACAAACUCCUUCGCAAUGCGCUGGCAACUGCCGUCGACCUGAUUCGAGCGACAUCAAGAUCCGGGCAAGGUCAACUUUCUCAGGCCCAUUUGUCCCCGCGGGAGUCUCGCGAGAAGGUAUCAGCCUUUUUGGAAAUUCGAGACACCCCAGAAAGAGAUCUCGAUAGCCUCCAGAGCCUGAAAGAGCCCGGUUCUUGCCAAUGGUUCACCGAAAGACCGAGCUUUAGAUCGUGGGAGGCUGGUGUUUCACCCGAUAUAUUUUGGCUCAUUGGACGCCCGGGAGCCGGCAAAUCCGUUCUGGCCAGUCACGCUGUCGAAUAUCUCCGAACUUCGAAUCGCUACUGCAGUUUUUUCAUCUUCAAACUCACCAGGAGUGAGACGUCUACGUUGCACCACUGUUUCCGCUCCCUCGCCUUUCAGAUGGCCAUGCAAGAUGAUACUGUGAAGAGAGCAAUUCUCCAACUCGCCCAGGGGGGUAUUUCGUGGGACGAAACGAACGAAAUUAGUGUAUGGCGAAUGCUGUUUACAAACUGCAUCUCCAAACUACCGUCCGUCGUGCAACACUUCUGGGUGUUAGACGGCAUAGACGAAUGCCCAGGGUUCAAUACGCUUUUCGGGAAGAGGUUGCUAGCCAGUCUCCCGCGUGGCCUCCGCCUUCUUGCUACGAGCCGCGGUUUGGGGGAGAUUGAACGGGGCCUGGAGUCCAUUGGGCCGACUGGCGUAACGAGGAAGAUGUUGUCGGAAGCAGACACAUUCGAGGACAUUAAGCUUUUUACGACCACGGCACUUUCGACGUUGGCUCAAUUGCAAUCCGUCGAGGCGCGCGAAUAUAUGUGUGAGAAGAUCGUCAAGAAAUCCCACGGCUCGUUCCUUUGGACGAGGCUCGUCCUCCAAGAUCUCGCGGGAGCAUGGACCAAAGAAGCGAUGGACGAUGUUUUGGAUAGACUUGAGGGGCAUACACGAAAUAUGCUUUUGACGAAGUCUCUUUUGACCUGGGUCGUCCUGGCGUGCCGCCCCUUGACGGUCGACGAGCUAACAGCUGCCAUCAAUCUGGACACCAACGAGACCCUCCAAACGCCGAUGAAAGCAAUCCCAGAACUAUCGGGACAGCUUCUCUUCAUCGACGAGUCUCAGCAAGUGCAUGUAAUUCACGAAACAGUCCGGGAGUUCUUAGUAUCCGUGAAGGAUGCCGGCGUUGCGCUCUCAGUCGAUGUGAGGGACGCCCAUACACGCCUUGGAACUCUACUCCUCAAGUAUGUCUGUGGUGAGGCCCCUAAACCUCAGGGAGCCCGGGCGACCUCGAAGGGCUACCACUCGUGGGUAUUUGAAAAGCCUUCGGUCCCUGGGAGACCGAUUAGUACGUCUCUGAUGGACUACGCAUGCAGGUUCUUCUCGGAACACAUUUGUCUUGGCAAUACAAAAGACAGCCAGGUGGUGGACGGCAUGUGCGCCUUUUUCAACUCCGACAGCUUGCUUUCGUGGAUACAAUACAUUGUAACCAAGGGCAACCUAACGCCUAUUGUUCGCACGGCCUUGAACCUGCGGGCGUACCUCAACGUGCGAUUCGACCAUAUAUCAACAUCGGACGAGGUCGCUCGGGUUCUCCAUGACCAAACGACGGAAGUCAUGCAUAUCGCUGCCAAGUUUCAGCAGCAGCUCCUGAGCUGUCCGUCCGCGAUCUACCGUCUGAUCCCGAGUCUCUGUCCACCAGAUUCAAUGAUAUUUCGGACCUUUUGUAAAGCUCCGCGUUCAUCGUUGUCACUACAGUACGACGUUAAAGGUCUUCCUCCCCGUUCAUGGGAUGACUGUGUUGCUCGGGUAGACUUCGCGAAAGGGCGUCCCUUGACUGUAAGGUAUGGGGACAGUCACUUUGCCGUUGGGCUUUCCACCGGCGAAAUAAUUGUUUACGAUGCAUCUUCUUCGCAGAUUGUGCAACAACUGCAGCACCCCGGAGCUGUUGAACUGUUGGAAAGCUCCUGGGGCGAUGGACUCCUCGUCUCUUGCAGCACGAAUAACCUCGUUGCGUGGGACAUAAAAGCUGGCACGAUUCUCUAUUCAUGCCCAUUAAGGUCACGUCCGCUAGCGGUCAUGUCUUUGGGCACGGAGGGCAUUCUCUGUGCUUCCGAGCGCUGCGAGCUGACAAAGUGGUCCUUGAACUCAGGGGAACAUGAGUCGAUAUCGUGGGUUAACAUCGACCAAUACAGUCAGACACAAAGUCACAACCACCUCUGGGAUACUCAACACAAGAUUCCCAUUUCACGGCCGAGCCGCGCCGAUUUUCUUAGUACCUAUGAUGGUAGCCUUCUUGCCCUUGGUUACCAAAACGCACCAGUAUUCAUUUGGGACGCCUUGGAGGUGCAGGUAGUGGGAACUGUGGGCCAAGAAAUGAUUCCCACUGCGGGAGUUGAUUGCAUGGUCUUCCACCCGAACGUCGAGAUUCCGGUCCUCUUAGUGGCAUACCAACCGGGCGACCUUUGUGUAUAUGACUACAACACGAUGGAAACGCAUGCCCGACGACGCCGCACGUAUGCCACUGCUAUUGCUGGCUCUCCCCAUGGCCGAACAAUCGUCGUAGGCAAUGCCCAAGGCGCCAUCGAGGUCUUCGACUUGGACUUCAGCGGUACGCGUACGGCCAUACUAACGUUAAUUUACCGCUCCAGUCACCCAUUAGACGACACAAUCCGCAGCAUCGCGCUCAGCGCCGAUGGCCUACGCUUUGUUGACGUACGGAACCGACAGGGGCGCGUCUGGGCACCGAUGGGGUUAGUGAGACAGAGAAGCAACGGCGAGGCGGACCAACGAACCAACAUCGCGACAGAGAUGGAACUCCCUGAACUUCGAGCGGCACCAGAGAUUUCUAACGCUGGCGGGGAAUUAAGCAUUACCAGCCCGCUCGUACCUUCUGCUGAUGGAAGUGUUAUCGUAGCCGGUAAAAGCGAUGGGGAUGUUGUUCUGUUUUCUACCGCUGAUGCCAGAGAGAUCCUCGUCCUAUACCAGCACACCGGCAAGUCAUCCGUUAUUAGUGUUGCGCUUGUCGAAUCUCGCAAUCUGGUAAUCUCAGCCAACGACGCCGGUCGUGUCUUAGUGGCGGAGACCACAACAUCUUUGAGCCGACUAGCGUCAAUGGGGGCAAGGGCCGAGUCAAACGAAACAUAUAUCGUAUGCAACCGCCUCUUUGGCGGUGGUGCUGUUUCAUCGCUGAUGGUCAAUGGGCCUGGGGAUCGCGUCCUGGUCAACGGGCGCUUUGCUGCUGAGCUUUGGGAACUCCCUUCAGGGGAAGCAUUUCGCCUUAAUGCAACUGGCAGAACGAACGAUGGGUGUUCUGCACAGACACUCCCAGGUUGUAGCAUUGCCGUACCACCCACAGGGAACGACGGAACGGCCACCAUUCCUCAGUUUUCGUUUCAACACCCGGCCAAUCCCGAUUGGUUUGUACUCGUCACCGGGCAUAUCGCACGCAUUUACGCCUGGGCCGACUUCUCGGAGCUUACAGGACAGCAAGGCAUCUGGCUUGCAAGGGACCCACCGCAACCGUCGUCAGAUUCUGAUAAAACCUCGAAUCGUUUGGGUUCUUCGGCCCUCUCAAAAUCAUCUUACCAUCUUGGGCCCGGCUUCGUGGUUGAGCUGUUCCGAGAAGCCCCCCUUGCACCGCCGCGUUUGUACCGCUGGCCGUCGACUGCCUUUAACCCUUUUUCCGAGAUCACCAUGGUGCGACCUACUGUUGAGCCGCUCCUAGAGUCUGUCAGUCCAACGGCCAUCGCAGUACUGGGCACAAUUGGCUCCGCAACGGUCAUGUUUCUCGACGUCGACCUUUGGGUAUGCAGCGUGAACCUAGAGCCGGGGGCGACGGGGCCGGCAUUGCCUUCACGGGGAUUCAACAGGAAGUCGAUGUCAACGGGAACGGAAAGGAACUCGCCUAUACAACGCCAUUUCUUCGCGCUGAGCGAGUGGCGGACCGCCUCUGGGGACCUGCGGUGUACCGUGGUUGUUCCCCCUGUUCGGGUCGGUGCCGGUGGCGGAAGGAGUCGGGAUGUCGUUGCAUGUGCGGCUGGAAAUCGGGUUGUGGUUUUCCAAGGGGGCUUUCAGUUCUCAGAGGACUAUGCGAAUUCCGCCGUGUAGGUAAGGUAGUUAAGUCGCCACAAGCAGUCAUCAAAAUAGGGGGGGAGGCUGCUGGGCUUUAUCAUGGCCUCCACGAAAGAUAAACAUGAGGACUGAAAACUAGGACUCUUGAGGUGAAUGAACUCUUUAAAUCUUAUUCAUGUUGCUACUAGU